AUGACGGACUCUCUUCAGGACAGCCACGAUUCAGGUAGCGGCGACAGCGAAAAGAGCCAUCACAGUAUCGAACUUGAUGCACCGUUGGAAAGGAGGGUAUGGCUCAAGGUGGACUUAUUUCUAUUACCGGUCAUAGCAAUAUGGUACUUCUUGUCAUUCCUGGAUAGAACGAACAUCGGCAAUGCACGUAUUGCUGGCCUUCAACAUGACCUCCGAAUAACCGACAAGCAGUACACCACUGCAUUAAUUGUUACCUAUGCUUCGAACAUUGCUGCUGAACUACCUUCAAAUCUGCUACUCCGAGUCAUUGGACCGAACUAUCUCCUCCCCACCUUAUUGAUCGGCUGGGGUUUGGCCACCACCCUUCAAGGAGUGGUGACGAAUUAUGGCGGCCUACUUGUCUGUCGAUUCUUCCUCGGGGUCUUCGAAGGUGGUGCUCUCCCUGGGAUAGUUUUAUACUUGACACAUUUCUACCCCCGUGCCAAGAUGACCACUCGUGUAUCAGCCAUUUUCGCAACCAGCUCAGUCUCGGGGGCGUUCUCAGGAAUCCUCGCCUAUGGUAUCAUACGCAUGGAUGGCAUAGGUGGACGUUCAGGGUGGCGAUGGAUAUUCAUACUCGAAGGCGCGUUCAGCGUUGCUUGUGGCCUGAUAGGCUACUUUCUUAUGCCUCGGGAUGCUAUGGCUGCUCGAUUUUUGCGUCCCACUGAACGCGAAUAUGUGGCAAGUCGAGUUGCUGAGUCCGGAGGGGAGAAGUUUGAGUGGAGAGAGGUGAAGAAGGCAUUAGUCGCACCGCACGUUUGGAUUCUCAGUAUCACAUUAUUCUUUUCGGGUUCCGUUCUUUUCGGCUUGGCUUUCUUUACACCGUCAAUUGUCCAGAGCUUAGGAUAUACUGCUGCUCGCUCCCAGCUCAUGAGUGUGCCGCCAUUUGCUGCCGCCUUUGCGUUGUCGAUGAUGUCAGCCUACCUAUGUGACAAGUUCCACAUUCGAAGUCUUGUUUGUAUCAUGACUUCCAUCAUCACCUUGACAGGAUUCAUCGUAUUCCUUACCUCGUCAUCAGCGAAUACUCGGUAUGGUAGCCUCUUUUUGACCAUACCCGGUGUAUACACCACCACUCCGACUUUGGGGACGUGGAACUCGACCAAUUCGGCACCACACGUUCGUCGUGCGACAGCGAUUGCUGUUGGGUUCAUGGUGGCGAGCGCUGGGGGAAUUGUGUCGACAUGGUUGAUAGGGAGCUUGAGCACUGCGCCCAAGUACGUGCUUGGGACUAAGGUGAUGGUCGGGUUCAGUGUUGGGAUGAUUGUUGGGUCGGCGUUAUGUUUGGGAUAUUUCGUGCAGAUGAAUGAGAGGAAGAGGGGGAUGCUGAGGCGGGAAGUCAAAGGGAUGGAUGGAGAUUUGGCUCCAACAUUUGUGUAUCUGUUAUGA
This is a messenger RNA of Desarmillaria tabescens, 1425 nucleotides long. RefSeq names its product major facilitator superfamily domain-containing protein. The transcript has 4 exons. Gene Ontology annotation, molecular function: transmembrane transporter activity. Gene Ontology annotation, biological process: transmembrane transport. The record is from RefSeq and is a predicted model, not a curated record. Gene Ontology annotation, cellular component: membrane. NCBI's taxonomy places the organism in Eukaryota, Fungi, Basidiomycota, Agaricomycetes, Agaricales, Physalacriaceae. The coding region runs from base 1 to 1425 and encodes 474 amino acids.